Molecule: messenger RNA, 1627 nt
Organism: Labeo rohita (rohu)
Lineage: Eukaryota; Metazoa; Chordata; Actinopteri; Cypriniformes; Cyprinidae
Exons: 4
Coding region: 1-1437 (478 amino acids)
Biological process (GO): DNA recombination; DNA integration
Molecular function (GO): DNA binding
Source: RefSeq, a predicted model, not a curated record
AUGCCCGUCCCACCAAAUGCCAUCGCCUCGGAGCCUCCCCAAGUGGCCCACAACAUCCGAGCGCAAAUACUAGCAGAGCCCGACGUCGUAAACGACCUGAUCCAAAAAGAAGUCAACUCGGGCUUUAUGAUCGGCCCCUUCGAUAACCCCCCCUUCGAAGUCUUUCGCAUCAGCCCCGUCGGAGUAGCCACAAGGAAAUUUUCGGACGAUUUCCUCGUCAUUUCGCCUCCCGACGCAAUCCCAGCCGCUCAUAUCCUCACAAUCCAAAAGGUUUUUUCCAAGCUCGGGAUCCCCAUCGCUGAGGAAAAAACCAUGGGUCCCGCCACAUCCAUUGAGUUUCUAGGCAUCAACCUAGACUCAGUUAAAUUUCAGUCAGAAAUUCAGGACGCUGGCUCCAGAGGCGGACAAAUCCCCAACUCCAGUUCAUCAUUAUUCAGAAUUAAUAUUCCCAUAAAUCACACGCUAAAACCCCUCCUCGACGCAUCCCUCAACACCAUCCUCCAAGCAGUCUCUCCCAGAACCCUCCAGUCAUACGUGACCGCGUGGAGAUGCUUCAAAACUUUCCACCUCUCAUACAACAUUCCCUUCCCUGAUUUUUCCCUACUCUCAAUCACCUCUUUUAUCUCCUUUCUCAACAGCAUCAAGGGCCUCCAAGCCGGGUCCAUCAAGGGCUACCUGAGUGGCAUCCAAUUCUUCCACAAGCUGAUGUUUGGCGCCCCCUCGCCCGGAAUAAGUAACUCACAAACCUCCCUCCUGAUUAGGGGAAUCCAACGAUCCCGGCCCACCCGGAAUGACCCUAGACUUCCCAUAACAUUAGACAUCCUUACCAAAUGUAUCCACACUCUCCGCACCAAUUAUCAGCCUCUCAGUACCGCCCGCACACUCGAUGCCAUGUUCAUCCUAGCUUUUUUUGGGUUCCUCAGAUGCUCGGAACUCACCAUCUCCUCUAAAUUUGAUCCAAAUACCAACCCCACCAUCUCAGAUUUAACAAUACUCGAUAAUGAAACAAUUUCCUUUUUAAUCAAACAAAGCAAGACAGACCAAGCCAAAAGAGGCCAUGUCAUCUACAUCUUCAACCUCCCUUCUCCAAUCCAACCUUAUCAGUCCGUCCUUGAGUUCCUCCGCCUCAGAAAUUCACAGGCUAAAUCCCCCCACGAACCCCUGUUCCUAGAUGAAGCCAAAAAACCUGUUACUCGUUUCUGGUUCCAAAAACACCUCAAAUCUGUCCUGCAAUCAUCAGGUAUCCCAGCAGAAAAAUUCUCCAGCCACUCUUUUCGUAUCGGGGCAGCAACAUCAGCAGCCCAGAAAGGCCUCUCCAAACAGCAGAUCCAAACCCUAGGAAGAUGGUCGUCAGAAGCCUUCCAAAGCUACAUCAGAACUAACCAAUCUCACAUCAAAGAAGCCCACCAAACCCUCAUUGGCCGACAAGCCAAGUAAAGUAACCUCCCCACAUCUCUUCCCCCCGACUGGUGCAAUGCCUGGAGUCUUGUGCUCCCUUUAGUCGUAAUGAGAGCCCUCCCAGGGGGGUUUUCCUUUCUCCCUCUCUUCCCCGCCUGGUGCAACGCCGGAGUCUUGAUCUCCCAUCAGUUGCCGCAAGAGCCCUCCCAGGCGGGUUCGCCUUUCUCCU